AUGCAGACGAAGAAUCUUUCUUACAUAAACUCCUUGAGCUGCAAAAACACAAAAGAGUACGAGAAUCUUACAUAUAAUACUCAAGAGAGAAUAAGUUGCCGAUGCAACAAUAUCACCAUUUCCGGGACCAACUAUGCAACUUGUGGAUGCAAUCGAGGUUAUAGAGGCAAUCCAUACCUCUUUAACGGAUGCACAGAUAUUAAUGAGUGCCUCGAAGGCAAUCCUGAUGAAAAUGGACCACGCUGGGGGUGUAGUGACGGAGACACUUGCGUGAAUCUGCCCGGAUAUUAUCGUUGCGUAGGCGAUAAGACUGGAGCAAUAAUGAUAGGACUAGGCGCAGGUUUUGGCAUCUUAGUCCUAGUAGGUGGAAUCUGGUUGUUGAGAAAGUUUUACAAGAAGAGAAGGAAGACUCAGAGGAAAAGGAAGUUCUUCAAACGUAACGGUGGACUAUUGUUGGAACAACAACUAAAUACAAGAGAAGGUAACGUCGACAAGACGAGAAUAUUCAGCUCGAAAGAGCUCGAAAAAGCCACUGAAAACUUCAGCGAAAAUAGGAUUCUUGGACAGGGUGGUCAAGGCACUGUGUACAAGGGAAUGCUUGUUGAUGGUAAAACUGUUGCUGUCAAGAAAUCCAAAGCUGUAGAUGAAGACAGGCUCGAAGAGUUCAUCAACGAGGUUGUCAUUCUCUCCCAGGUCAACCAUAGACAUGUCGUCAAACUCUUGGGAUGUUGUCUCGAGACAGAAGUUCCAGUUCUGGUUUAUGAGUUUAUCCCCAAUGGUAACCUUUUCCAGCACAUCCAUGAAGAAUCUGAUGAUUACACAAUGAUUUGGGGCGUGCGUCUACGCAUUGCAGUAGAUAUUGCAGGAGCUCUUUCGUAUUUGCACUCUGCUGCGUCUACUCCAAUUUAUCACAGAGAUGUCAAGUCAACAAACGUAUUACUGGACGAGAAGUAUCGAGCCAAAGUUUCCGAUUUCGGUACUUCAAGAUCAGUAACCCUUGAUCAUACUCACUGGACAACAUUUGUUUCAGGUACAGUUGGAUAUGUGGAUCCCGAGUACUACGGAUCUAGCCAAUAUACCGAUAAGAGUGAUGUUUAUAGCUUUGGAGUCAUCCUCGUUGAGCUUAUUACCGGAGAGAACCCUGUAAUAACCCUUCCGGAUUCUCAAGAGAUAAGAGGCUUAGCGGAUCAUUUCAGAGCUGCAAUGAAAGAGAACAAAUUCUUCGAUAUUAUGGAUGCUCGAAUAAGAGAUGCCUGCAAACCGGAACAAGUAAUGGCGGUGGCAAAUCUAGCCCGGAGAUGUCUGAAUUCGAAGGGAAAGAAGAGGCCAUAUAUGAGAGAAGUGUUUACCGAGUUAGAGAAGAUAUAUUCAUCUCCAGAGAUAAAGAUUGAGAAUGACGACAGUGUUGAUGAAGAGGAGGAAGGAAUGAAUAUGAUAAACAUGGCUGAUUCGUGGACCAUUGGUGUUACUGCUCCAGUCCCUAGUACUAUGGCUUCGUCAGAUGUUGAACCAUUGUUUCCUCGUUCCACAUGGUGA
Arabis nemorensis is the source of this 1536-nucleotide messenger RNA. The record is from the annotation of a GenBank genome assembly. NCBI's taxonomy places the organism in Eukaryota, Viridiplantae, Streptophyta, Magnoliopsida, Brassicales, Brassicaceae.